UAGGCCCCGGCCAGCAGGGGCUGUGGGUACACCCCAUCCAGCCCCCUCACCGUGACCCCGUUGCCCAGCCCCUGAGACGGCAGGCUUUCUUGCGAAGCGUGAGUAUGCCCGCUGAGGCGGCCCGCAUGCCCUCGCCCCACCAUGAGCCGCGGCGGCCGGUGCUGCAGCGCCAGACCUCCAUCACUCAGACCAUCCGCAGGUACUGCACUGCCCUGGCUGCUCCUUGGGUCGUGGUCUGGGGGGUGGUGGGGCAGAGGUAGGCAUUCAGGUGGGCCCGGGAAUGGGUCAAGGGAUUUCUCCUCAAUCUUGUUGCCCAUGUCAUCCUGCCGUCCUCCUGCUCUGGGGAUCAGUCUGUCUCACCUAUCACUCUUCUCGGCAACCACCCGAGCACUUGCUUUCUCUUUCUCUGUCUCCCCUACUCCAAUGCUCUGGCCCCUGAACAGCCGGCAGGUGCGCUUUGGGCGUGUCCACACUCUGCCCCUUUUGGGUCAUCCUGCUGCCCGCAGGGCCCUCCCGCAGCGCUGGUCUCUCUCUCGGUCCCUGCUCAGGUACCUUGGCAGGGCAUGAGUGUGUUGACGUCAGCCGGCUUGUGCAUGGCUCACGGCUUCUCAGGAGCUGCGCGCAUUUGGCUUUCCCUGGGGCUCCUGAUGGCAGGAACUGGCCAUGUUUUUGCUUGCAUGUCCAAGGGCUGUGGGCAGCCUGCUUCGGCUUGCAGUGCCCACUGCCUGAGUUCUGUGGUGUUCAAGGUCGAGCUGAUGCCCCGGGCCAAGCUCUCUCUGGCCGAGUUGAGGGCUGACCUCCGAGCUCCAUCUCAGGACUCAGUGUCUCCACACAAACCCUCCUUUCUGGGUUGAGAGGCACGGCUGACUGGUUUGGAGUGAGCAAGGACAGUGAGAGCACCCAGAAGUGGCAGCGCAAGAGCAUCCGUCACUGCAGCCAGCGCUAUGGGAAGCUGAAGCCCCAGGUCAUCCGGGAGUUAGAUCUGCCUAGCCAGGACAACGUGUCGCUGACGAGCACUGAGACGCCCCCUCCCCUGUACGUGGGGCCAUGCCAGCUGGGCAUGCAGAAGAUCAUAGACCCCCUGGCCCGGGGCCGGGCCUUCCGCGUGGCAGAUGAUGCUGCUGAUGGCCUGAGCACCCCACACACGCCCGUCACGCCGGGUGCUGCCUCCCUCUGCUCCUUCUCCAGCUCCCGCUCGGGUUUUAGCCGGCUACCGCGGCGACGCAAGCGUGAGUCUGUGGCCAAGAUGAGCUUCCGGGCAGCAGCCGCGCUGGUGAAGGGCCGCUCGGUUAGGGAUGGCACAUUGCGCCGGCUGCAGCGCCGAAGCUUUACUCCCGCCAGCUUCCUGGAAGAGGACACGGCUGACUUCCCUGACGAGCUGGACACAUCCUUCUUUGCCCGGGAAGGUGUCCUCCAUGAGGAGCUGUCCACCUACCCGGAUGAGGUGUUCGAGUCCCCGUCGGAGGCGGCACUCAAAGACUGGGAGAAAGCCGCUGAGCAGGCGGACCUGACAGGCGGGGCACUCGAUCGCAGCGAGCUCGAGCGCAGCCACCUGAUGCUGCCCCUGGAACGUGGCUGGAGGAAGCAGAAGGAGGGUGGUGCGGCGGCCCCGCAGCCCAAGGUGCGGCUGCGGCAGGAGGUGGUGAGCGCGGCAGGGCAGCGGCGGGGGCAGCGCAUCGCAAUGCCGGUGCGCAAGUUCUUUGCCAGGGAGAAGCGACCGUACGGGCUCGGCAUGGUGGGCCGGCUAACUAACCGCACCUACCGCAAGCGUAUCGACAGCUAUGUCAAACGCCAGAUUGAGGACAUGGACGACCACAGGCCCUUCUUCACCUACUGGCUCACCUUUGUGCACUCGCUGGUCACCAUUUUAGCCGUGUGCAUCUAUGGCAUCGCGCCUGUGGGCUUCUCGCAGCAUGAAACAGUGGACUCGGUGCUGCGUAACCGCGGGGUCUAUGAGAACGUCAAGUAUGUGCAGCAGGAGAACUUCUGGAUCGGGCCCAGCUCGGAGGCUCUCAUUCACCUGGGUGCCAAGUUCUCGCCCUGCAUGCGUCAGGAUCCACAGGUGCACAGUUUCAUCCGCGCCGCACGCGAGCGUGAGAAGCACUCAGCCUGCUGUGUGCGCAAUGACCGGUCUGGCUGCGUGCAAACCUCAGAGGAGGAGUGCUCGUCUACCCUGGCAGUGUGGGUGAAGUGGCCCUUCCAUCCCAGCGCCCCAGACCUUGCCGGCCACAAGAGACCAUUUGGCUCUGUCUGCCACCAGGACCCCAGGGUAUGUGAUGAGCCUUCCUCCGAGGACCCCCAUGAGUGGCCAGAUGACAUCACCAAGUGGCCGAUCUGCACCAAAAAUAGUGCUGGGAACCACACCAACCACCCCCACAUGGAUUGUGUCAUCACAGGCCGGCCCUGCUGCAUCGGCACGAAGGGCAGGUGUGAGAUAACCUCACGCGAGUACUGUAACUUCAUGAGGGGCUACUUCCAUGAGGAGGCCACGCUCUGCUCUCAGGUAGGCCUCCAGGGUGAGUGUCCCUCCCCUCUGUCCCUGCCACAGUGGGUGCUGACGGGCCACUCUGCACAGGUGCACUGCAUGGAUGAUGUGUGCGGGCUCCUGCCCUUCCUCAACCCUGAGGUGCCUGACCAGUUCUACCGUCUGUGGCUGUCCCUCUUCUUGCACGCUGGGAUCCUGCACUGCCUCGUGUCCGUCUGCUUCCAGAUGACUGUCUUGCGGGACCUGGAGAAACUGGCUGGCUGGCACCGCAUCGCCAUCAUCUACUUGUUGAGCGGUGUCACCGGUAACCUUGCCAGUGCGAUCUUCUUGCCAUACCGCGCAGAGGUGGGCCCGGCCGGCUCGCAGUUUGGCAUCCUGGCCUGCCUCUUCGUGGAGCUCUUCCAGAGCUGGCAGAUCCUGGCCCGGCCCUGGCGAGCCUUCUUCAAGCUGUUGGCCGUGGUGCUUUUCCUCUUCACCUUCGGACUGCUGCCGUGGAUUGAUAACUUUGCCCACAUCUCAGGCUUCAUCAGCGGCCUCUUCCUCUCCUUCGCCUUCCUGCCUUACAUCAGCUUCGGCAAGUUCGAUCUGUACCGCAAGCGCUGCCAGAUCAUUGUCUUCCAGGUGGUCUACCUGGGCCUUCUGGCCGGCCUGGUGGUCCUUUUCUACUUCUAUCCCGUCCGCUGUGAGUGGUGCGAGUUCCUCACCUGCAUCCCUUUCACUGACAAGUUCUGUGAGAAGUAUGAGCUCGACGCCCAGCUCCACUGAGCUUGCCGGGGACAGGCAGACUGUGCACCCCAAGCCUCACAGGCCACAGGACCCCAGCUGCACGCCCUGUGUGGGGUCCUGCCCAGUUCCUGGACACUGGCCUUUUGUGCCUUGUUCACUGCUGUUGAACCUCUCUACUUCUGGGCAUUUAUCACACUAGUUCCCAUGAUUACUGUCUAACUAGUCUCUUGAUGACCGCAUAAUGUGGCCAAUAAAUGGACCGGGAGCGUUUUAGCUGCCACUGACUUGA
Messenger RNA from Manis javanica (Malayan pangolin), 3500 nucleotides. The record is from RefSeq and is a predicted model, not a curated record. NCBI's taxonomy places the organism in Eukaryota, Metazoa, Chordata, Mammalia, Pholidota, Manidae.